UUGUGUAAUUAUAAUGGUGGCAGUGGUGGCUAGAGGGGCAUCCGUAGCUACGAACGAUAUAAGAGGAGCCCUGGAGCAGGUGGGCGUGGAUGUGGGCAUGAUGGUGGGACAGGUGGUGGAGCACCAUCUUACUGGCUGCCACCUGGUGAUCGCUACUACACCUCACUCACUCAUUACCUCAGUUAUAAUCAGAUACCUGAGUAAGAGCGUAGUGGCUGGGAUGGUGAUGGACACAGAAUGGGUGUUCUCCCAGGACAAGUUGGUCCAGGACCACCACCUCCAGGGGCUGUGGGGCGACACCAGAACCACCUGCCGGGGACUCAUCCUCGACCUCACCACAACUAACAGUACCACCAAUGCUCUCAAGUUGGCAGAGGCAGCAGGACUGUGGAAGUUAGCAGAGACUCGUGUGAUAGUCUUGGGAAGGAAAAGCACACAAGUGAAGGAUGUGCUUCUCCGCCGUAGUCUCCGCAACACCCUCCACGCCCUCUAUCUGGCCCUCCAUGACCCACGACACCAAUACUCAAGCCUCAGGAAGAUCUUUACGGAAGAUGUGUGUGGAGCAUUAGUGAGCAGUGAUGUGUGGGUGUACCGGCGGUGUAUGUAUUGCAACAACGGGGAAGCGGACGUACAGGUCAUCAAUCACUGGGUCAUCACGCCAAACAUCAACGACAUUCAUGAACUCUUCCAGGAACAAGUGCAAACACUGCUGGGCCACAAGCUUCGUGUAGUAGCUGUGCCACACUUUCCCUACAUGGAUUUUGAGCUGAACACCAGAAAUCCAGGUGGUAUAGUGAUACAGAAGGAUGCCAUAGAUACCAGACUAAUUAACACAUUCUCAGCAGCACUCAAUUUCACCUUUGAGAUUCGAGCAGAACCAAAUUUAUCAUGGGGGCUGCAGGAGAACGGCGUCUUCACGGGGAUGAUGGGUCAGCUCCAGCGGGAAGAAACAGACUUCAGUACCAUAGCUGGUCCCUCCCCAGAGCGUCUGAAGGUCGUGGAGUUCCUCAGGGGAUAUCCCUCAGACCCAAUGACUGUAAUAUCUCUGAAGCCUUCACUGUUACCGGAAAACCUAUCGCUGAUAAGACCGUUUACAGGGGAGCUUUGGCUGGCGCUGCUGGUGAGCGUUGGGAUGUGGGGCAUGAUCCUCUGGUUGCUACAGUUGGCGUGGCAGCGGUGGGUGCCGGAUGGGAGUGCAGUUAGCUUCAGCACGGCUCUCUUGUAUGGCGUGGGCGCCCUCUUGGAGCAGUCACCUCUUGAACCUUCAGUCCACGUUUCAGGAAGAGUGUUGAUGGGGUGGUGGUUGGUGUUCUGUCUAGUCAUCACUAAUGGUUACCGUUCGUCACUGAUCGCUCAUAUGACCAUUCAUGGAAAAACCAAGCUUAUUGAAACCUUCGAUGACUUGGCAAAGCUGAAGAAUUGGAAAUGGGGCACUGAACCCUGGCUCCUUCAAGGGGUACCUUUAGAAUAUUUCUCCAAGCAUCCUGACCCUGUUAUCCAAGACAUUUUUAAGAAAAUGGAGAAAUUAUCAAAGGAAGAGGCGCUGAAGAAGGUCCUGGAGGGCCACUAUAGUCUUAUUUUCUGGGAGAAUAACCUCUUCAUUACUAUCGCCUCCCACUACACUGACUCCCACGGCAACACACCAUACUUUAUCAGCAAGAAAGGUGUCUCCAUAAUGGCUGCCUUUGGAUGGGGCUUCAGGAAAGGCGCACCAUUUUAUCAGCGAGUUCAUGAACUCAUGUCACGACUGGAAGACGCUGGCUUUAUCAGCUACUGGCAUCAGGAAGUGAUAGCCAGGCGCGUGAGGGAGAACAGGGCAGCAGCUGCCCUCAGUCCUCAAAUAGCCGUAGGGGACGCUGGAACGGACAAGAGUGAAGUGGUGCUUGGAAUGCAACACAUGCAGGGAGCCUUCUACCUUUUGUUUCUGGGAUCCUUUAUCGCCAUCCUGAUCCUAGUCAGCCUAAUGGAUAGGCGAAUAAACACGCCAGCCUUGUUAGCUGAGCGAGCAAGGAUCGCAAUGUUUAUAAUUAUCACGCAUUUUCUUUUGUCUCAGGCAAAGAUGGACACACUGAUUUAUCAUUUAGUGAUGAUGGUUAUCGCACCGACGCUCCCUACUGCCGUAGCUAAUCAGGAAGCGGGUGGAGCAGUUAAGCAGGUGGGCGUUGAUGUCGGCGUUAUAUUAGAUCAGGUGGUGGAGCAUCAUCUUACCGGCUGCCACCUGGUACUCAUCACUACACCAUAUUCACAUAUUACUUUUUAUAUACUCAGAUUUCUUAUAGAGAGUGGGAAUGCUAGAAUAGUCGUGGAGGCAGGAUCCAUGUUUUCCAAGGGCCAGCUGCCACGGGACCACCACCUCCAGGGGCUGUGGGGCGACACUAGAACCACCUGCCGGGGACUCAUCUUUGAUCUCACUGGCACCAACAGUACCUCCUCUGUUUUCGGGCUGGCAGAGGCAGCAGGACUGUGGAAGUUAUCACGUACUCGUGUUGUGGUUGUUGGAGGGAGAGCAGGAGUGCAGGAUACGCUCCUUCAUCACAGUCUCCGUAAUACUGUCCACGCUGUCUACCUGGCUCUCCAUCAUUCAUUACUACACACCCACUUUCACCCUAGGAACUUCCACAGGCAUGAUGGUCUGUACACCAAUAUUUUUGAAAAGUUUCUCUAAAAGUAAUCACAAUGUAACCCUUUCCUUAUUUAUUUCU
This is a messenger RNA of Cherax quadricarinatus, 2702 nucleotides long. NCBI's taxonomy places the organism in Eukaryota, Metazoa, Arthropoda, Malacostraca, Decapoda, Parastacidae. The record is from RefSeq and is a predicted model, not a curated record.